AGAGGCGUCCAUGGUCCUUCUGCAAAGAAAGAAAAUGGAAACCAAUCGCACUUAGACAAACAGUCAAGGCUUUUUACAGAGACAUUUAACAAACCCAGUGUGUCCAUCACGGCGACGUAAAGAUCAUAAACCCGCUGUUGAACUGUCUCUGGAGACCACACGUGAACUGCCCCUUCUGCAUCAAUGGAAGGAUCAGACAGCACAGAUCAAAGUGGCACUGACCAACCAGACUCCCAGCGGAGAAGUCAACUGGACCGCCUGGACAGAGAAGAGGCUUUUUACCAGUUUGUUAAUAAUCUCAGCGAUGAGGACUACCGUCUCAUGAGGGACAACAAUCUCCUGGGGACACCAGGUGAGGUGACUGAAGAUGAGCUGAUCAGUAGACUUCAGCAAAUAAAACAUGGUCUGGACCAACAGAAUAAUGCUGCGAGUUUACAGAGUGGAGAAGAUGUUGGCGACCAACCAGGAAACCCUGAGGAGCCUGUCAAUGGAGAUAGUCUUUUAGACUGGCUGAACACAGUGAGGCGCACAGGCAACACUACAAGGACAGGCCAUCGUGGGAAUCAGUCCUGGCGAGCUGUAAGUCAAACCAAUCCAAACAGUGGCGACUUUCGCUUCAGUCUGGAAAUCAGUGUAAACCGUAACUUGGCUGUGGAUGGUGAGCAGGUGACUCCUGAUGGUCAAGAGGAGGAAGUGGAAAAUGCAGAUCCUCCAGCCCCAAUGGAGACAGAUGUUGUAGAAGAACCAGUGGUGGAGGAGUUGGCUGUAAUCGUGGAACCGGAGCCAGAACAUGAACAAGUUUCGCAACAUGUACUUCAAGAACCGCCCUCGGCACCAGAGGUUGCUCUCGUACAAACUCCAUUGUCACCGCCUCCCCCGUCACCUUCUCCACGCAGAGGACAGAGACGACCUCGCAGUCGCAGCCCUGAGCCUCACAGAACAAGGGCACGAACAGCUAGAAGUCGUUCCCCUCUAACACUUGAGCUGCCAUAUGUUCUUCAAACCGUACAUAAUGCCCCUAGCAGCCAAAGCUCAAAUUCUACUAGUAGCAAUCCACCUGUACCUCAGGUUGAGGGCAGUUCUCGGACUCGACAACACAUUUCUGCGAGGCAGAGCCCUCUUGAUGAAGAUCUUCAGCCGCCCCAGGCUUCGGCAGAACCUGCUGCUGAGCCCAUCAACCCUGAUUCUCAGGAGGGGGAGGUCACUGCUGGAGAUGGUGGUGCAACUGGCCGACGCCCUCCGACCAUAAUGCUCGAUCUUCAAGUGCGCCGUGUGCGUCCAGGGGAGUACCGCCAAAGAGACAGCAUCGCAAGCCGCACUCGCUCACGCUCUCAGAACUCAAACAAUACCUUUCUUUACGAAAGCGAGCGCGGUGGUUUCCGCCGGACUUUCUCUCGCUCUGAGCGUGCUGGUGUCAGGACUUACGUUAGCACCAUCCGAAUCCCCAUCAGGCGAAUCUCUGACGCAGGUUUAGGAGAGGCCACAUCGAUGGCACUGCAGUCUAUGAUCCGCCAAAUUAUGACUGGUUUUGGGGAACUUGGCUACCUCAUGGAUUCAGACUCUGACUCGACCGAUUCAAAUCGUGGCGCUAACACUCCGCCAGACAUGGCUGAAGCAGACCUCAGUAAUGGAGAAGCACCCGGUGCUGCUGACCCCGCUGCCCCCGGGGACCAGCAGUCUGCCCCCGAUGGGGCCAGACCACGGACAGUUGAGGGGAAUUCAGAUGAAGGAGAUGCUCCUCCCCCAGCUGCGGGUGGUCGGGCACGGCCCAGGCCCCCCAUAAGUUUUGAGGAGCCCAGUUCUCUUCCUUUCCUUCGCCUCGCCCACUUUUUCCUUCUAAAUGAUGACGACGAAGACCAACCCCAAGGACUAACCAAAGAACAGAUCGAUAACCUCUCCAUGCGCAACUUUGGUGAGAGCGACGCCCUAAAGACUUGCAGUGUUUGCAUAACAGAAUAUGCAGAAGGUAAUAAGCUCCGUAAGCUGCCCUGCUCUCACGAGUACCACGUUCACUGCAUCGAUCGCUGGUUGUCUGAGAAUUCCACAUGUCCCAUUUGCCGCAGAGCUGUCCUGGUGUCGGCCAAUCGGGAGAGUGUGGUUUAGUUUAGCAUGGGGCCUUAAGUCUCAAAUUAAAUUAUGUAGUAUCCAACCUCCAUGAGAGGCUUGACAGAAGUGUUAUGAGUUUUGAAGUUUCUUUCUUACCUUAGGCGAGUUUAUUAUAAUGUAGUAAUACAAUUUGGUUGAGGUGUUUUCAAAACACAGCACUUGCUGCAUUGUACAAGACAUUUGUUAAUAUAACUCAAAUUUAAUCUCACGAUAUGCAUGCUGUCGAAAUCAACCUGUAGUUAACAAGCAGCUAUGCACCUCCAAAGUCACCUGCACCGGCCCGAGCCUCACGAAACUCUGAGGUUUAUGUGUGGAGGCUUUGAGCUGGCUCUUUUGGCUCUUUUGUAUUCUCCCUUUAAAGCCUCAUCAAAGCUGAAUGUUGGUAUUGUUCAGAGUAUUAGCUGUAAAUAUGCUUGUAAAAUAAUUUGGCCAUAAUAAUCUCCCAUAAAUUGGUUUAGCUUCAAAACUCGAUUCUUUUAUAAUAUCAAUAACAUACGUCAUUUUGACAUAUAAAGGUUCUGAUAAACAGAUGUGUUUAUUUCUGGUAUUUUACAUAGUUAUGUACUUUUCUUUGUUCACUUAAAUCUAUAAUGUAUGUAUCAUUAAACAUGUUGACUAAA
This is a messenger RNA of Periophthalmus magnuspinnatus, 2726 nucleotides long. It is a transcript of the gene rlim, whose product is annotated as ring finger protein, LIM domain interacting. Gene Ontology annotation, biological process: ubiquitin-dependent protein catabolic process; random inactivation of X chromosome; protein ubiquitination. Gene Ontology annotation, cellular component: cytoplasm; nucleoplasm. Gene Ontology annotation, molecular function: ubiquitin protein ligase activity. The transcript has 4 exons. The coding region runs from base 184 to 2103 and encodes 639 amino acids. NCBI's taxonomy places the organism in Eukaryota, Metazoa, Chordata, Actinopteri, Gobiiformes, Gobiidae. The record is from RefSeq and is a predicted model, not a curated record.